Messenger RNA from Oikopleura dioica, 1032 nucleotides. NCBI's taxonomy places the organism in Eukaryota, Metazoa, Chordata, Appendicularia, Copelata, Oikopleuridae. The record is from the annotation of a GenBank genome assembly.
AUGAGCCUCGAUUCAAAGAAUCUGGACAAUUAUCAGCGCAUAGAAAAGGUCGGAGAGGGAACCUAUGGCGUCGUUUACAAGUCAAAGUAUAAGCUCACUGAUCAAUUAGUCGCGCUCAAGAAGAUCAGACUCGAAGGAGAAGAAGAUGGUGUUCCCGCAACAAGUAUUCGAGAAAUAUGCACGUUGAAAGAACUCCAGCAUCCGAACAUCGUCAAGCUCAUCGAUGUUAUUUUGGACACUACGAAAGUUUAUUUGGUCUUUGAGUACUUGUACAUGGAUCUCAAGAGAUACAUUGACGAGCAAAAGACAGAAAAGACAAGAAUGGACAUGGGACUCACUACAAGCUACGCUUACCAAGUCUGCCAGGCAAUGGACUUUUGCCACUCGCGGCGAAUCAUUCAUCGUGAUAUGAAGCCACAGAAUCUGUUGAUUGACAGAGGAGGACUCAUAAAAAUCGCCGAUUUCGGCCUUGCGCGGGCAUACAAGAUCCCUUUCCGGCCACUGACACAUGAAGUGAUAACGAUGUGGUACCGAGCUCCUGAGAUUAUGCUCGGAAAGGCCAUCUACAGCUGCCCAGUAGACUGCUGGUCCGUCGGCGCUAUUAUCGCGGAAAUGCUUACGAACGUCGCGAUUUUCGCUGGCGACUCUGAAAUCGACCAGCUCUUUAAAAUCUUCCGUGUUCUCGGAACACCGACAGAAGACACCUGGCCAGGGGUCUCCCAACUUUCAGAGAACAAUUUAGAAUUCAAUCUAAACUUCCCUAUCUUUCCUCGUGGCGAGUGGCCUAAUCCGCAACGCUUUAAAAUUCCUGCAGCAGCUGUCGAUCUUGUUCACAAAUUCCUCGAUUUCGAUCCUGCGAAAAGACUGACUGCAAAGGAGGCUCUCGACCAUCCUUUUUUCGACAGGCUAAACAAAACCCUGUUUCCGGGCAAUAAAGUCCCGGCAGUCCCUUACUACGACGAGGAAGCGUCGAAAGCCGCAGCAAUCCUUAACCUCCCCCUUCCCGAAUGGAAAGAGAACCAAGCCGCCUAA